This is a messenger RNA of Salvia hispanica, 588 nucleotides long. NCBI's taxonomy places the organism in Eukaryota, Viridiplantae, Streptophyta, Magnoliopsida, Lamiales, Lamiaceae. The record is from RefSeq and is a predicted model, not a curated record.
AUGGAAAAUCUGAAUGUUUGCGUAGACGACGAGCAAGUGGUGCAGAAACAGGGAUGUUGUAGUGGUGGUUUAUGCAGAGAGGAGGGUGAGGCAGAGCGAGGCAGCCGGCGUAGGAAUGUUGAUGGCACUGCCAGAGUUAGAGGAAACAACAGAAGAGCUGAGCUUCUUGACUACGCCAAGCAUCUCCGGUCUCCUGCAACUGUAACUGCACCUCAAUCACCUCCACCAUCUCACAUCAAACAAAAACAGGCUUUGGGUGCUGAUGGAGGAAGAAAGCAAAACAAUUUGAGUACUCCAACGUGUUCCAACAAAUGGAGCUUUGUAGUAACAAGAUUUCUGGGAUGUAUGAGGGGCCCCAAAACCACCAAAGAUAAGAAGAAAAAGAAUCAUAAGAGCAAUGUGAAAGCUCUUAUACACAGUUUUCAGACAAAGAAACGGGGAGCUUCGUAUCAAAAUUGCUUGCAGCGUUGCAGAAACGACGUUAGGAAAGACUCAUCUCGAGUCGUGUGUUGCUUACACCGAGGUGAAGGAGAUCUUCCAGCUAACAAGUUGAGUACUGCAGAUUUAAGAGUUAUUCUUAAAAUUUAG